Molecule: messenger RNA, 1820 nt
Organism: Fomitiporia mediterranea MF3/22
Lineage: Eukaryota; Fungi; Basidiomycota; Agaricomycetes; Hymenochaetales; Hymenochaetaceae
Product: flavo protein
Exons: 17
Coding region: 93-1742 (549 amino acids)
Cellular component (GO): cytoplasm
Molecular function (GO): flavin adenine dinucleotide binding; oxidoreductase activity, acting on NAD(P)H; 2 iron, 2 sulfur cluster binding
Source: RefSeq, a predicted model, not a curated record
GCUUACUUAGGAACUUAUACGCGACUCACUACUACUCCUAUAAACCCUCGCUUCUCAGCAACCACCCCUAUCGAUAUCAAGCUACUCGGAAGAUGGCCACGCAGACUAUCGCCGUGCUGAACGAUAGCGAGCUCAAGGACGGAGAGUUGAAAGAAGUGCCCUUUGGAGAGGAAGGAAAGGUUCUGUUGUCGAGGAUUGGCAAUGACGUCCACGCGACGAGUGCGUUCUGUACUCAUUAUGGCGCGCCUCUGGCAAAGGGUAUCCUUACAGGCGAUGGACGCGUAGUUUGCCCUUGGCACGGAGCCUGCUUCAAUGUAUGCACUGGUGACAUUGAGGACGCUCCUGCCCUUGACGGCAUACACUCCUUCAAAGCCGUCGUUAGGGACGGGAAGAUACAUGUCACAGCUGAUCCGAAACGGACUCUAAAAGCAAACAUGACCCGUCCCCAAGUUACAUCCGUGGAGGGUAGCGUUGCUCCUGGGAAUGGGGUCGUCAUCGUUGGAGGUGGUGCCGGUGCCAUCCAUACUGUUGAGAGUCUGAGAGAGAACUGCUACAAGGGAAACAUAACUAUCAUUAGCGCUGAGCGCUAUGCACCCAUUGAUAGGACGAAGAUGAGCAAAUCACUCAUGAACGAUCCUGCGAAGCUCGAGUGGAGAAGCGCGGCAGACCUCAAGAUUAAAUACAACACAAACCUGCGAGUCGGCACAACGGUGACUCAUGUAGACACAAAAUCAAAGGUCAUUACAACAGACAGCAAAGAGACUCUUUCGUAUGAUGCGCUUGUGCUUGCUCCCGGAGGCACACCUCGCAAACUUCCAGUUGAAGGAGCUAACCUCGGGAAUGUCUUCGUCCUUCGUACUGCGGAAAAUACUAAAGAUAUUGAUAAUGCUGCACAAAAGGGCAAACGUCUAGUGGUCAUUGGAAGUUCAUUCAUCAGUAUGGAAUUAGUGGUCGCAGUGGCGAAGCGUGAGCUUGCAUCUAUCGACGUAAUCGGCAUGGAAGAGUUCCCGUUCGAGUUGGUUCUCGGUAAGGAAGUUGGAAAAGGCUUCAUGCAGUAUCAUGAGUCGAAAGGCAUCAAAUUCCACAUGAGAUCCAAAGUUUCGAAAUUACUUCCUUCGGAAGCAGACCCGUCUGUUGUCGGUGCUGUCGUACUCGGCGACGGAGGUCCCACGCUCCCAGCAGACCUCGUUAUUAUGGGAGUCGGUGUUGCACCUGCAACUGGGUUCCUCAAGGACAGUGCCUUUUCUUUGGAGAGAGACGGUGGAGUACGCGUAGAUGAGUUUUUGAGGGUUGUGGGUCAGGGUGAUGGCGUGUAUGCGAUCGGUGACAUCGCCCACUUCCCACAGACCGAGACUUCAGAACCAAGGAGGAUCGAGCAUUGGAAUGUUGCAAGUAACCACGGCCGAGCAGUUGGCCGAGCUAUUGCAGGUAAACCUGAGCCAUUUGCGAAGAUCCCGAUUUUCUGGAGUGCACAGGGGCAACAACUUCGAUACUGUGGUCUUGGCCAUUCGUACGACGAUGCCUUCGUUCAGGGUAACCCUGCCGAGUUGAAUUUCGUGGCGUAUUAUUUCAAAGCUGGGAAGGUAGUUGCUGUUGCUAGCAUGCAACACGAUCCGAUAGUCUCGAAGGCAUCAGAGCUCAUGCGUCUUGGGGUGAUGCCUUCUGCUGACGAGAUCAAGUCCGGGGCGAAUAUUCUGGGCGUCGACAUCUCUUCUGCACAGUCAAAAGCCAAGUUCGCAUAAGCCAGUAUAAAUAAACACAUGUACUUCUGAAAGAGCAAACAGCAUAUUUUGAAGAAUGUAUAACAAUGGAGUUUCUAC